Castor canadensis (American beaver) is the source of this 3090-nucleotide messenger RNA. RefSeq names its product asparaginyl-tRNA synthetase 1 (gene Nars1). Gene Ontology annotation, cellular component: cytoplasm. Lineage: Eukaryota; Metazoa; Chordata; Mammalia; Rodentia; Castoridae. Gene Ontology annotation, molecular function: ATP binding; nucleic acid binding; asparagine-tRNA ligase activity. Gene Ontology annotation, biological process: asparaginyl-tRNA aminoacylation. The record is from RefSeq and is a predicted model, not a curated record.
CGGAAGCUCUUCUGACUCACUAGCGACACUACGUUGUAUGAUGCAACGCCUGACUUGAGGAAGCCGUCUGUGCACGUUGGGUGACAAGGCGGCGGUGGUGUUGGGGACGAUGUCCCUGGAGGUGACCAGGGCGACGGCAGGGAUGGUGCUCGAGUUGUAUGUCUCAGAUCGAGAGGGAAAUGAUGCUACGGGCGAUGGAACCAAGGAGAAACCGUUUAAAACAGGUCUCAAGGCUUUGAUGACUGUGGGAAAAGAACCAUUCCCUACCAUUUAUGUAGAUUCACAAAAAGGAAAUGAGAGGUGGGAUAUCAUUUCUAAGUCACAGAUGAAGAAUAUUAAAAAAAUGUGGCAUAGGGAGCAAAUAAAGAAUGAGUCCCGGGAGAAGAAAGAGGCAGAAGAUAAUUUGCGAAGAGAAAAGAACCUGGAGGAAGCAAAGAAAAUUACCAUUAAAAAUGACCCAAGUCUUCCGGAGCCAAAGUGUGUGAAGAUUUGUGCAUUAGAAGGAUACAGAGGUCAAAGAGUGAAAGUGUUUGGCUGGGUCCACAGGCUGCGAAGACAAGGAAAGAAUUUAAUGUUUCUGGUGUUACGGGAUGGUACAGGUUAUCUUCAGUGUGUCUUAGCUGAUGAGCUGUGUCAGUGUUACAAUGGAGUAGUCUUGUCCACCGAAAGUAGUGUAGCGGUAUAUGGAAUACUAAAUCUUACUCCAAAGGGAAAACAGGCUCCAGGGGGCCAUGAGCUCAGUUGUGACUUCUGGGAACUCGUGGGGCUGGCCCCAGCUGGAGGAGCUGAUAACUUGAUCAACGAAGAGUCUGAUGUUGACGUCCAGCUCAACAAUAGGCAUAUGAUGAUCCGAGGAGAAAACAUGUCCAAAAUCCUAAAAGCUCGUUCUGUGGUCACCAGGUGCUUUAGGGAUCACUUCUUUGACAGGGGCUACUGUGAAGUCACUCCUCCGACAUUAGUGCAAACACAGGUAGAAGGUGGAGCCACGCUCUUCAAGCUUGACUAUUUUGGGGAAGAGGCAUUUUUGACUCAGUCCUCUCAGUUGUACCUGGAGACCUGCCUUCCAGCCCUGGGAGAUGUUUUUUGUGUUGCACAGUCAUAUAGGGCAGAACAAUCCAGAACACGAAGGCACCUGGCUGAGUACACUCACGUGGAAGCUGAGUGCUCUUUCCUGACCUUUGAGGACCUCCUGACAAGAUUGGAGGACUUGGUGUGUGACGUGGUAGAUAGAGUCCUAAAGUCACCGGCAGCAAGCAUAGUGUAUGACCUCAACCCGAACUUUAAGCCCCCCAAACGACCUUUCAGGCGGAUGAACUACUCAGAUGCUAUUGUGUGGCUAAAAGAACACAAUAUAAAGAAAGAAGAUGGAACUUUCUAUGAAUUUGGGGAAGAUAUCCCAGAAGCUCCUGAGAGACUGAUGACAGACACCAUUAAUGAACCAAUCUUACUGUGUCGAUUUCCUGUGGAGAUCAAGUCCUUCUAUAUGCAGCGAUGUCCUGAGGAUUCCCGCCUUACUGAAUCAGUCGACGUGCUAAUGCCCAAUGUUGGUGAGAUUGUUGGAGGCUCUAUGCGUAUCUGGGAUAGCGAAGAAAUCCUGGCAGGUUAUAAAAGAGAGGGAAUUGACCCUACUCCCUAUUACUGGUAUACAGAUCAGAGAAAAUAUGGCACAUGUCCUCAUGGAGGCUAUGGCUUGGGCCUGGAACGAUUCCUAACUUGGAUUCUGAAUAGGUAUCACAUCCGAGAUGUAUGCUUGUACCCUCGAUUUGUUCAGCGCUGCAAACCAUAACUCAUUCCUCCUGAAGUGAGGAGGAAAGAAUACAGUUCAUGAAAGGAACAGACUGCCUCUUCAAAAAACUAAAAGCCAAAAUCGUCCGUUGUUUGUUCCAUUGGGGUGUAACUGUUUGUCUUCUCGUUCUGUUUUUCAGCCUACUACCCACAAACAAUAGUCCACAUUAUCAAGUGACACUGGUGUCAUUUCGAGAAAAAAAUAUCAUUACAAAGUUUGGAGAAAAUAUAUGUAACUCUGUAGUUAUGGAUAAAUUUCAACAUUUUAUCCAACUAUAGGUUGUAAUCAUUGUGUCAAAUAUACCGUAUAGAAUUACACAGUUUUUAAUUAUGGCCUAAGACAUUCCAGUAAAAAUCUUCCUGUCCUUUAAAGUGUAACUGGAAUUCUUUGCUUUAUAUUAUUUUAUUGUAACAGUGAGUUAAAAAACAUCUUGGGGGGAAAUCAGCAAUGCAACCUAAAGAUAUCCUAGUAUUAGAGUGCACAUGGUGGAGACCAGGGGAUCUAAUGAGUACGGUCUGCGGCAUCAGUUACUCAUCCUUUCUCAGUUCAUACACUCCUUGUAAUUCUGAGGCAUACAAAUUGAUGUGGAACAAUUUGUAAAACUGGGAUUCCCCUAAAAUUUGAAAUGAGCUUGUGGGUGGAGGGGUAUUUAAAUGAUUCAUAGCAUCUCUCAGCAUUAGUUUAAGGUAGAGGCAGACUGAGCUUCCCACUUUCCUAGAGAUUCCUAAAUAAUUAAGACUAAAUACCUUCCGAAAGUGUUUGCAGCUGGAAUUUUAACAUGUGUAGGUGACUGAGUCAUCCCUGCCAUGCUUUUGAUCUGAUCUGUGUUAGCUUUACAAACUCACAGCAGGCUUAUUGAAUGGCUUCUACAGACUUGGUUAAUUUCUCCCCCAAAUGCAUGUUAUGUGUUCUCAAUAGGCUGUAUUCCCAGCGAUCAAUAAAUGAACACUCAUAAAAAACUCUGCUGGCUUCAUUUUCUCAAAGCUGAACAUUUCUGUCUCACAUUACUUCAUACCUUAUCCAUUCUUAUUUUUUUAUUUUCAUGAUGUGUGUAUGUAAAAUUAGAUAGUACUAAACUUACUAGGCAUAAUAAAGUCAUAUGGUAAUGAAAGGAAAUUUUUUUGUUUGUUUGUUGUUUGAGUCAGGGUCCUACUAUGUAGCCCAAGCUGGGCUGGUACUCACUGUAUAGCCCAUGCUGACCUAAACUCUUGAUUCUCCUGCCUCUACCUCCUGAGUGGUGGUAUUACAAAUGUAUGCUACCAUGCCAAAACUAGAUGUUUGGGUCCUAGUUACAACUUCUUUGU